AUGGCAGAGGAAGCCAAGCAGUUCAGCUUCCCCUUCCCUUACCUCUAUGAUGAGACGCAAGAGGUGGCCAAGGCCUACCAUGCUGCAUGCACGCCGGACUUCUUUCUCUUCAAGAAGGACGGCCGCCGCCCCUUUGAGCUCGCGUACCACGGCCAGCUGGACGACUCCCGCCCCAGCAACGGCCGCCCAGUCACCGGGAAAGACUUGCGUGCUGCUCUGGAUUGUGUGCUCUCCGCACGACCGGUCCCCAGUGCUCAAAGGCCCAGGACCUGCGUGCUGCUCUGGAUUGUGUGCUCUCUGCACGACCGGUCCCCAGUGCUCAAAGGCACAGGUGAGCUUGCCUUUACCCACCUUUACGUUUGGGAUCGUUCUCUGCUCACCACCAAGGACCUGCGUGCUGCUCUAGACUGUGUGCUGUCGGCAAGACCCGUUUCCAGUGCUCAAAGGCCCAGGUGA
Molecule: messenger RNA, 456 nt
Organism: Closterium sp. Naga37s-1
Lineage: Eukaryota; Viridiplantae; Streptophyta; Zygnematophyceae; Desmidiales; Closteriaceae
Source: the annotation of a GenBank genome assembly